Clupea harengus (Atlantic herring) is the source of this 1933-nucleotide messenger RNA. It is a transcript of the gene pan3, whose product is annotated as PAN2-PAN3 deadenylation complex subunit pan3-like. Bases 702 to 1796 code for a protein of 364 amino acids. The transcript has 6 exons. NCBI's taxonomy places the organism in Eukaryota, Metazoa, Chordata, Actinopteri, Clupeiformes, Clupeidae. Gene Ontology annotation, biological process: protein phosphorylation; nuclear-transcribed mRNA poly(A) tail shortening; mRNA processing. The record is from RefSeq and is a predicted model, not a curated record. Gene Ontology annotation, molecular function: metal ion binding; poly(A) binding; ATP binding. Gene Ontology annotation, cellular component: PAN complex; P-body.
UAAUGUUUUAGCACGAGUGUACAUGAGUUUUGCGUUUGAAACUUUGACUUUUGUUAUGACUUUGAUAUUAAUCCAUAUUUUAACAGGUCACUCUGCGUGUGCAUCCACCACAUUACUGUUGCAGUAUUCUGACAUUCAUGGCAGGGUACGAGUGACAUCAGGCAGUUGCGUAGCCUACAUCACAGUAGGCAAUUUGCACGUCAUUGUUCAUGAUUAAAUGGCCAUAAUUGCAUUGCAGACAAAUUCAAACAUCAGUGCUGGUAUGGUAGAAAAGAGUGCUCUUAAAAUGUGAAUGAACAUCACCGAUUAAGUUCCCCACUGCCUCCCAAAUUGUGGUAAGACAGUCCAUGUACCCAUAAUGCAAAGCAAAGCUAAGUAGCGCCUAGCCGAGCAAGUGAAGAGAAUAGAAAACAACAACAGCGUGAUCCAACCUCAACAACUGGUAGGCUAACUAGGCCAGCUACAUGGACUACGGUAACGAUUUAAAGUUCAACGAACAGACUAUUCUUAUCUGCUUAAAUUGCUCUCUUUCUGGAUAAUGUGGGUAGUUUUACUGGUGUAAUCGCAUGUGACUUAGUACUCACACGGUUUCAUUGAGUAGAUUAGAACAAUUUUGAGAUACUGCUCGCGGGCUAGCUUGCUAUCGAGGUCUCUAUGUUUGAGAAUCUUCCGGCGGCAGCGGAGGCAGCAGCAGCGGUGCCAUGAAUAGUGGACUCCCAGCCUCGGCUGCUCCGCUUGGGAGUGUUGGAAUUCCUAAUGUCAAGGUGAAGUUCUGUCGAUAUUAUGCGAAGGACAAAACUUGCUUCUAUGGAGACGAAUGCCAGUUUUUGCACGAGGAUCCGUCCAUGGCGAGCUUGUCUAUGCACGGUGGCGGUGGAAGCCCAGUCCCUUUAUCCAUUGCAGGGGGAGCCGUGACUGCAGCAGCGGGAUAUGCUCUUGGUGGAAACACGGCAGCUUGCCAGGGUGGUGGGGCACCCAGUGUACCCAAAAAGAGCGAGUCCCUUGGGCCUGCUGGAACAGCUCUUGAAGGACAGCUGUUAACUAUACCAGUACCAGGGAUGGAGGGAAAUACCCUGAGCGAUGCCAAUCUGACCAACUCCUACUUCAGCAGCAGCUUUAUCGGGGUAAAUGGCUUUGGGAGUCCCGCAGAACCCAAAUAUUCUAUGAUGCAGAGGAUGACCACCAGCAGUAGUUCUCCCAGCCUCCUGAAUGAUGGUGCCAAGCCCUUCAGCCACAGCGCUCACGAUCCAGUCAACUCGCCCACCUCCUCUCUUUUCAGUGACUUUGGUGCUUUAAGUAUAUCACAAAGGAGGAAGCAGGCUCCUAACCCAGCAGCCAGUGAGUUCAUCCCAAAGGGAGCCCCACGGAUGGCCUCCAUGUCCCAGCCAGCUGUCCAGGCGUUCCCCUCCCCCCUUUUCCCUCACCCGGUGAUGAGCACUGCCACUGCGGCCGCCCUUGCCCCUGGAAUGUCUCUCUCUGCUGGGUCGUCUCCGCUCCACUCCCCAAAAAUCACGCCCCACACUUCCCCUGCGCCUCGCCGCCGCAGUCAUACCCCCAAUCCCAAUCCCAAUCCCAACCCUGCCAAUUACAUGGUGCCCACCAGUGCAUCCGACCAGGGGUGCUCCCCCAUCAUCCAGAAGGAGACUGUAGGUGGGACCACCUACUUCUACACUGACAACACCCCCGCUCCCAUGGCAGGGAUGGUAUGUUCCUCUGUAAAGUUUUCCCACUGUUGUAACUUUGUGUUUUUCAUAUGUACUUUAUUGGGUGGUAUUUUGGUACACCAGGGUAUUUAGAAAUCCCGAAUCCCAGACACUCCCCUUUCAAUUAUCACUUGCAGGCAGGACUAAUAAUUGAAUAUAAUUCACGGCUUUCACAUUCAUACUACUUUAGUUUGAAGAUUGGUUAACUACGUUUCUCAAGCACACACCAU